Molecule: messenger RNA, 509 nt
Organism: Closterium sp. NIES-65
Lineage: Eukaryota; Viridiplantae; Streptophyta; Zygnematophyceae; Desmidiales; Closteriaceae
Source: the annotation of a GenBank genome assembly
AGGGUCCCUACUCCUCUCAGUGGCAGGCAGCUAUGGAUGCAGACAUGGCUUCCUGGAAGUCCACAGGCACCUACGUUGACGCAGUUCCCCCUCCUGGGGCGAACAUCGUCAGUGGCAUGUGGAUCUUCAGGGUGAAGCGGCCGCCGGGCUCUCCACCUGUCUUCAAGGCACGGUACGUUGCUCGUGGCUUCAGUCAGCGGCAGGGAGUUGACUACUUUCAGACCUUCUCUCCCACCCCGAAGAUGACCACUCUUCGGGUGCUGCUGCACAUAGCCGCUCAGCGCGACUACGAGCUUCACUCUCUCGACUUCAGCACUGCGUUCCUGCAGGGUAGCCUGCACGAGGAGAUCUGGCUGCGCCGUCCGCCUGGCUUCACUGGGACUUUCCCUCCUGGCACCCAGUGGAGCCUCCGACGGCCAGUCUACGGUCUCCGCCAGGCACCGCGUGAGUGGCACGACACACUGAGGACUACGCUUGCGGCUCUUGGGUUUGCUCCGUCUACAUGCUGA